GUGCUUCAGUUUAUAGAUACCACUCGUACGACGAACAUCGCGGUACAGUUUUCCUCGAAUCUGUUAACAUCGCGUCUGUCAAGAAAUGUCUGUCAAGAAGUGAGUGACAAGUAAGUGAAGCAGACAAUUGCAUUAUCUAACGAACAAAGUGUAUGUACAUGGUGCAGCACAGUGGUCUUGUUUCGGUUGUUCAACAGCGUCUUCAUGGAUUAAGUCGGUGUCGAAACGCUGGGCGAGAAAGCAUGCCAGCGAGAAAAUCGGCGAUCGAGGAGCAGAACAACGUUCCUCCUCGCGUGAAGCUUUGAGGAUCCUCGAGGGACUCGGUGGCUUGCAAGAGAGAGCGAGAGAAAGAGAGCGACGGAACACGCUUGCAAAUUGCCGUGCAGUUACGCGGAGCGAGUAAAAAGUACAUGAUGGAAAACGUUCGCGCGAACGCUCGACAAGUGGUCGUAGCCUCUGAAGUGUCGUCACCAAGAAGCUAAUCGCAGUCAUGUCGAACGAGACUAAUGCGACGGACGAUUUUCUCGACUACGACAUCAACGAGUCGUUGAGUUACUUCGACUGGACGGAACUUGGACCUGUCCUCGUCGUCUACUCCUUCACGUUCUUCCUCGGUUUGGUCGGAAACGUCGUUAUCAUCGCCUCCACACUGUGCCCGAGAUUAAGACCUUUACCAGCAACGCCAACGAACGUCUUUUUGGGUGGUUUAGCAACGGCUGAUCUUUUGCUCAUAAUCUUCUGCAUUCCCGUGAAGGUCGCCAAGCUGUUCUCGUUUACAUGGACCAUGGGCCUGUUCCUAUGCAAGUCGGUGCAUUAUAUGCAGAGCGUGUCGGCCAUUUGCUCGGUCAUCACGUUAACCGCAAUGUCGAUUGAAAGGUAUUAUGCGAUAGUUCAUCCGAUGAGGGCGCAGUAUACAUGCACAAUAAGCCAAGCUCGUAAGAUCGUGAUUAUAACUUGGGUAGCGUCGUUCCUGCUUGGGAUUCCGAUGAUCUUCACACAGACACACAAACUAGUGGGAUUGAGAGUAACCGCCUAUUGGUGUGUUCGUGACUCGGAUAUUGGACUUCUAUGGCGUGCACAUGAGGUUUACAUGCUCGUCUUGGUUCUCGUACUACCCCUGAUUGUUAUGGCAUUUUGCUACACGGCCAUUUGCUGGGAGAUUUGGCGAGUCAUGAAGCGUCGAUACCAUAUGACAUCUCGACAUGCAUUAAAUCCGAAUAACACCGAUACCGAAUCGAUACCCAUGACCCAAAGACAGAGCACGCGAAACGGACGACGUAACUACCGAGCAGACGGUCAGACAGAAGAGGAAUCUCGAACCAUGAAACAGGUGGUGAAGAUGUUGGUGGCCGUGGUGGUGUUGUUCGCCAUCUGCUGGGGUCCAAUCCUCGUGUACAACGUGCUCACCGCGUACGGCUUCUUGCCGAAGGUAAAAACAGGAAUGGGAAAACACCUCAAUACCAUCUUUCAGCUGAUGGCUUAUUUUAACAGCUGCAUAAAUCCGAUCGUUUACGGAUUUAUGUCGAAGCACUUCAGGGAGAGCUUCCUAGCUGCAGCCUGCGGCGGUUGGUGGAUCUGCUGUCCAAAAAAGGGCUACAGGGCGCCCGUCAAGAGGCACCCUAGCCUCAGCCAGACCAGGACCACGAGUGUCAGGUGGACUUGAUUCUUUCGUUGUGCCCGGCCCACGUCGAGGCAACAGAAUCACAGGUAAAAAAUAUAAAGAAUACAGGAGAGAGGAAGUGUCGCAAGAGCGAGCCGAGAACGAGAAAUGGUCGCUGGGAAGACUGUUUUCCGAAGCUCGACGAGAGGACUUUAUCCGGGACUGCGGGUCGAUUAUCUCCAAGACAUCUCUAGGGAUUUCAGAAGAGCUUCCUUAAAUGUACCUACUUGAUGUUAAAAAGUUGCAUCGUAGGAUGCGUUAACUUUAAAACUAUCGUUUCAAGAAAACUUUCAUCUGUCGACUUGCCCGAGCCAUGACGGGCUAUAAGCAACGAAAAUCUCUGGAUUAUUCAUUGGUUACAAAAGACAUUUACAAAUUGUAUUUUAUAAAUGCAGUACCUCCCGUUUAUAAGAUGCAAUUUUAACCUGAAUAGAUGAAAUGGAAUAUUCUGAUCUAAUAAUCAAGUUUUUUUUAAUUUUGUAUUUGUCCUGGUGAAAAUGAGUCCAAACACGGCUAUGAAUGUGUCGUAUUUUACGUUAUGGGAUCGAGAGCACCAGCAGCUGAGUAAAAGGCCCUGAAUGGUGCGCAAUCCGGAUGCGUGUGAGACUGUUUGCCGUCAAUUGUCGCUAGGUGGGGAUCGUAAGUAAAGUAUAACGACACUUCAUCAAAAAUACAAAUCAAAGUAUGUAACGAUAAUUAGAAAUUAUUUAUUACACGUGUUAUAUUAAUUUUAAUAUCAAGCUUUGAAGAACAGACUUGAAAUCGAACUCAUUGCGUCGUAGAUUUAUUUUAACAAAAUCGUAUGGAGUUUAUUGCAUGCUAACAUUGCUUUCCCAAGAAUAUUCUACCUUUCUCGUGCAAAAUGUUUUCAUUCCAUUCUGAGUUGAUUUUUCUUUUUUACGGAAAACACUACAAAGUUGCGGAACGUGAAAGACAAAUAACAAGAUGCACAACAUGUUUGAAAUCAUAAAUAUAGAACAGCAGGGUUCAUGCAAUAUUUCGAUAUUUAUCAAAGUUUAAAAAAUUUCAAAUGUUCCAUAUACGUUGGAAACUUGACAAAUCACUGAGGUAUUAUUUAUAGUAGUUAAAAUGAUAUUAGGGCUCGUUUUCAUCAGGAAAGCAGUGGUAAUCCACUGAUAUUACUCCUACGAAUAAAUAACGAAAACCAUACCAAUGUUAAAAGAUGGUUUGAGCUGAAGUUAAAACAAAUUAAGCAUUUUGUAGAUGCAUGAAUCAUAUUUUGUUCUUGUCAAAUAAUUUCGAUUCACUAGCAUUCAUUCCUCAUCAGCACAUAUUUGAAAGAUUAAUUGAUAAUUCAUUGCAAGAGAUCCAAAAUUACUAAAUGCAAAUGUCUUACACGUGUCGAAUUCGAAUUUGCUUGAAAUUAAAUAAUUAAACUGGAAGGAGAUACGCUACCUCUCCCAGACAUAAGAAAACAGGCAAUCCAGAUUCGGUUUCUUAUAAGUGGGAGAUACUGUAUAAGAAAAAUAUUACAUUCAUUUCUACCAGUGAGUAUUAGCCGUGGGAACCCGCCAACUUUCAAUUAAUUGGAUCCAUCCAGCAACUCAGCGGGAACGAUUUGUAGUUAACGAUGAUUGAACGUGCAACGAGAACGUUAGACGAACGAGAUACAUCGGUCUGAAAGCGGUGAAACAUUUUAAAUUAACAAGUUGUACGUUGGCUCUUUAACGAAUAAACUUUGCGAAAGCAUGCGUGCAAGGUGGUCUAAUUUUAAAGCUGAUACCUGAAUGUUUCCUUUGCUUAUGGAUGUAAGAAAGAACUGCUCGGGAUAAAAUGAAACUGUCUCGGAUGGGAAACUAUAGUAAUAGGAGAGAAACUGUACCUGCAUUAAUUUUUCUUGGUUAGAUAUAUCGGACGUACGUCUAUAUUUUAAAAAUAUAAGGUGUGCACUUAUGCAAAACGAAAUAUUAAUAUCAUUAUACUAAUUAAUAGAAUAAAAUAAUCGUUUAAAAAUAAUUUCGUUUUUGUAUGUUUUACAUAUUAAUGUACGUCAUAAAUGCAUAAAAUUGACCAUCUAUAAGCAUCAGACAUAUUCAGAUAUUCUUAAUUUAAAUUGUCAUAUAUUCGGGUAUCUGUUCCUAUUUUUUAUUGGUUCCGAAAUAGCUUGCAUUAAGUAUGAAAAAUGGAACAUCCAACCCACGGAGCUUGCAGGGUAAACUCCCAAGAACUGUUCCUCGUGGCGAUCGAAACGAAAUCGAUCAAAGAUCACACGUCUGUCGCUCAUCUAUUUAUUUGUUGUUUAUUAAAGUGCUUAACUAUAUUACAUUAGCUAUUACACUGGAUCUAUACAUUUUUCCAUGCAAUUAUUCUCAUUCUUGUUAUCAUUACUUUGUCUGACAUGACUCCUAUAUUGAUUUAAUACUGUUUGCAGUAUCUCUGCAACGAGACGAGAUUUCUACGAUCUCGAUAACACUAUAAUGUAGCGUACUCAAUUACUUAUUCGUAUAAACGCUUAGGAAUUAAUUCAGGAAGAAUCUCGAUGCAUCGAACUGACAUGCUUGAAAUUAUCAUCGAUUAUACGUAGGAUAGAAAUAUUCUGGUAACAAAUAAAGAUACACGAAUAGUCGAAACCAGUAAUUAUGUGUUUACGUUUCGACAUUUGUAGUGGAUCCUUUCUAAGAAAUGAUUAAGGACUUAAUUUCCUAUACUAAUGUAAUUAACAUUACCGGUACGCUAAGUAUCGUUAUCUCAGUAUUGCCAGAAAAAUAAUAUUUGUUUGUCCUUACGAAAUAGAAUAAAAAUGUACAUCGUGUCAUAAAGAAAAAUUGAGUAAUCAGUAGCAAAAUUGAAAUUGCAACAAUUGAUUUUUGAAAAUUUAUUUCGUAACAUGAUGUCAAUCUAUAUUUUAUUUUCUAAGUAAAAUCAAAUGUAGUUCCUUUGCGAAUAUUGAUUCAACAGUACUCCUACCUAUCACUAAUAUUAACAACGUUAUUGCAGAAAAUUAAAACCUUAUUCAGCUUUAAAGUGUCCACAACAGCUCGAAAUUUAAACUCGCAAUUACUUCUUUCGUUCCUUCGAGUGUUUCUAGUAUCUAUUUAAUAAGCAUAAAUAGAUAGUCUCAACUCCGGUAAUCUUCUAAAAAAAAUAUACACAAAGAAACGAAUACACGUUUCUUUUAUCAUAUCAUUCGAAGCGAUCACUGUACAUCAGAGACGCGCAAUCAUGACAUAAUCGUGUAUUCGAAUUAAAUGUAUAUAUUUGUCCACCGAGAAUCUCUGUCGAUUUUCGAAAUAAAAUGGGGAAACGAAUCGCUAAUCGAUUAGCGAACACAAAUACGUAAGACGUUUACGUAUCUCGUUAAUCGUGUUUAAAUUGAUCACGUUAAUCGAUUAAACUAAACCGCCUCUGACAAUUAGGGCUGGGACUGCGUAGUGAUGUUUUCUUUAUUCGAGUAUUCGAAGAUCGAUAAUUAAAAUAUUCGACAAGUAGAUAUAGUCUGAAUAUUCGAACACUUCAAAAAAUAAAAUAUUCGACAAGUAUAGCUCGAAUACUAUUCAAAUACUCAAGUAUUUAAAUGUAUCACCGAUAUCUGUGUUGUCGAGGUAGUCUAAAUUUAUGAAUAAUUUCUUACUUGAAUAAUAAUAGUCGAAAAAUGAUUAUUAAACAAAUAUUCGAAGUUCGUUCGUAGCAUUCGAAUAUGCGCCUGUAAAAUAUCUGAGUAUUAAAUUAUUCGACUAGUUCCAGCCCUUACAGCGAAUGUGGCUUUCACAGUGGCGCGAGUAGACAUCUCGAGCUCCUGAGUUUAAUUUUUAAGAACCUCGAGCGCGUAAGUGUGUUUUCCUUAUCCUGCUUUUACGUGUUAGAUAAGACAAAUAUGUCGAACUGUUAGAGAUUUUCCACGUCGUAUUCUAGCAUUCCCGAAUGGUCCAAAUGAAGAAUCGAUGUAGCCGCAGGAUAUAACUUUUGUAAAAUAUCCCUGUUGACGUGGUGGCUCAAUUACGCGACUAAUUAAAGGAACGAACGUUAAGCAAGUUUAAUGACUCAUUACUCGACAGCCUUCGUUCGCGUUAAUUAUGAAUUCGUGAAAGCGUAUAAUUUAUACGUGAUUGCGAGGUAUGUGAUCGCGCGCGUGGAUGUGUGUGGGUGUAUGAAAAUUUAUUUUAUCGAUAGGGUGAAACAUGUUUGUAGUUACUAUACAUGUGCAAAUAUGUUUGAAAGGUGUGCUGGAGGUUGCCUAAGUCGUGACAUGGUCGUGGAGUCGUUUCAGAUUCACGACUCGACAGACUUUAUAUUGUUCCGCAUUUUUUCGUUCGCCAUCGCGUAAUCCGCGAUCACGCGGCGAUGGUCCAAUCUCCGCACUAUUUGUUUGCAUUUAUUUUUACAUCGACAGCCCGUGCAACAACAAAGUGUAUCGAUUUUUUUACGCCAACGUCUGCGUGUAAAUAUUCGAAUAAACUACGAGAAAAACGUGA
Messenger RNA from Hylaeus volcanicus, 6093 nucleotides. RefSeq names its product QRFP-like peptide receptor. The record is from RefSeq and is a predicted model, not a curated record. Gene Ontology annotation, molecular function: neuropeptide Y receptor activity; peptide binding. NCBI's taxonomy places the organism in Eukaryota, Metazoa, Arthropoda, Insecta, Hymenoptera, Colletidae. The transcript is spliced from 10 exons. Gene Ontology annotation, cellular component: membrane. Gene Ontology annotation, biological process: G protein-coupled receptor signaling pathway. The coding region runs from base 491 to 1663 and encodes 390 amino acids.